CCAGCAUGACACGCCCUUUCGUCGGGCAUCUAAGCUUCAUACCACUCUAAUGAAAAUAGUGAUGUUUUCCCCCUGAUUGAGAUUGUUGGCUUUCUGCUGGUAUCUACCCCCGGUAAAAGACAGCUGGAUUAAGCAUUAUAACUGUUUACUUCACUUGAAUAAAUUCCAUUUUUAACUGACGUAACAGAAUGAAAGAGCACUCCGCAUUGCAGAAGAUUGCUGCAUUUUUCGCGCUGUUUUUGCGUGCUUCUGGGCACUUUUACAGCGUGGUUGGGAUUGAUUCGCGAGCAGGUUCCUUUACAGAUGUCAGUCUAGAUACUCAGAGCAAAUUUGGAGUCGUUAACAAGAUACUGAAGAAGAUUUCCCUUCCAAGCGAUCUUGCAUGUUCCCAAAAGUGUUUUGCUGAUGAAAAAUGCAUCUUCAAGAAAUUUUCAGAUGAAACAAAGUUGUGCACACUUUACCAAUCUCUUUCAAACACCGAUUUAGCAAUUGACGAAAUCAAAAAAAUUAAGUACAAGGUGAAGUCCAACUGUUUCGACCAUCGUUGUGGCGCUUCGUGUCAGUGUGAGUCAACGUUCAACUACCAAAGAUACGUAUGCAAUUGCAACUUACCAGGAAUAUCGAAAACAUCAGAAAAUUAUGUGUACAGAAAUUGCCAAGAAGCACUUGAAGCCAACAACAACAUCAGUAAUUCAUACAAAGUGCAACCUUCAAUGCAGCAUGGUCCAGUAUUGAUUAAAUGUGUAAUGGAAAGCGACGGCAGGGCCUUCGCCUUGUUCAAUCAUGACACAGAAUCUGAGAGAACGGUUACUGGGUACCCCGACAAAUGUGGAGGAUAUAAGCACUCAUUUGUGUACAGAGACGACAUGGAAACAAUAACUUUGGUCGUCAACAAUUCAAUUCAUUGUGAACAACUGACCAAAGCCAUCUGCAAAGGUGUGGUAUUUGUUGGACAAGGCUGCUCUUGGCUGAUUGGCCGAAAUGCACAGAAGCUGUCCUAUUGGGGUGGUGGACCAGCUAAUGGAACGGGUUGUGCAUGUGGAAUAAGUAAUUCUUGUAUAAAUCCUAGUAGAAAAUGUAACUGUGAUUACAAUGAUAAUAAUUCUGUCCAAAUGGACACAGGGUACGUUGUUGAGAAAGAUGCAUUACCCUUGACUGGUAUUGCUCUUGGAGACACCAUGUCCAGGGAUGUCGAAGUUGUUAAGUAUACUGUUGGACCGUUAAGAUGUAUUUGGUAAUCGAGCAAAAUAAAAUUCAGUUAUUAUUUGACUAUCACUUUAUUAUCAUAAAUUCAAGACACAGUAAUAAGUAGAAAACACAAUAUAUAAUUUUUUACCCUGGGGGGUAUCAGAGCCUCAUGAUCGAGAGGCCUUCGCAUAGGACCACAUUCAUUCAAAGAGGAAUCUUCUGGCAAACUAUAGUUUAUAAAGCAUAAUUUAUUCACCCAAAGAAAACAAAGAAAUGCGUUCUUUUUUAUAAAUUGUUCGGACGAGGCCUUAUCUGAUGGAAUGGCUUUGAAGAUUAAUUAGUUAAAAAACUUGCAACUUCCAUCUUAUUACUGCUAAAAUUAAUAGAAACUUCUAACUUUAAAUAUAAAUGUGACUCGAUGAAAAUUUAUGAAUAUCAUUUUCUCAAAUGGCGGGAUCAAAAUAACUUCCUAUAGUAUGAUUAACUGAAUAAGUAAUCAAGAGAGAAUAAUUCAACUGUGGCCUGAUGAUUGUAUUAUGCGUGAAACUCAGAGUAGCAACUUCGAACCGUUCUGUUUCAUAGUACAAAGCGUGAAUAUGACUCUAAAUCAAAACACACACACUUUUUCUUCCAUGUCAAAACCAGACAUAACUUACAGAAAAGACAUUAUUCCUCAAUUCUGCAAGACUGCUCUGAUCAUUAAAAUUGUUUAGGCGUCUGCCCAAGUUUUACUAGGACAGCACAAUACAGCACAAAAAGCAAGAUAUGCAUGUAUAGUAUUCUAUCCAUCGUGGCAGGAUGUGAAAUGUUCUAUCUGUUGUCUCUAUUGUAUUUUCUUAUGUUUCUCGCUUCUCGAAUCUGCGAGGCUUUGGUGCUAGUCACACUAUACCUGAUUGCUAUCGGAGCGCAGUGACAUUCAUAUCAGAUAGGGGAUUGAGUUAAACCACGCAGGACGAAUCCGGUACACAACGCGCUGAUCAGCGAAGUGCGAAUCACUCCGCGCUGGAGACCCUUACUUUCAAGUUAGGGGUAUGGAGCACAGGCUAAAACUGACUUGCAAGUACCAUAAUUACAAACUAAUAAUGGGCAGAAGGUGUUCGGAUUUUGUGUAGCGUAAAUUUGAAGUUAGGGAUCUGGAACACAGGCUAGUCAGUUUCGGCACUUCUCAGGUUUGUAGUAUUGUGUUCAGAACUUCUGAUCAUCAAAUGCGAGAGAUCUUCAGGAGUUCUAUUUAUAGACCUAUAUCCGAUCGUUGUUACAUAUCUUUCACAGUUGGCCAUUUCAACACUUUAAUCAGAGCAGGGACGCCUGAACGACCAAGGGCAACGGGGCAGGCUUGAGGAAAAGGGCGCUUAAAAAAUAAUUCCCAGAUUUUACUUAUUCCUUCGUAACUGCCAUUAUAUUUCGAUCUUCUGUAGGAAUCUUGAGCAUUGGCUAACUUCAGCAAUAGGAGUCAUUUUACAGAUUUUGAGAAACCAGAUGAAUCAUAUGAAUCAGGAUUUCAUACGAAUCUCUCUAAUUAUUAAAAACGGUUGUUUUCAAGGGCACUUUGAUUAAAAGGGCACUCUGGUCCCCCUUGGCAAGACCGUGGCUUGGACAUAUCUAACUUGUUCAUCCUACGCAAGGUGUUCAGCCAUCGUGCAGGCGUUGGGCUAGCAGGGGCUAUAGCCCCCCCCCCCCACUUUUUUGCAAUAAUAGGUUAGAAAACUUUUAGAAAGUUUAGCUGAACUGUGGAAAAUUUACUCUAGCGGAUCCUUAUCCUGGGUACCAGACACACUAGAUAUAAAAUAAAAUAGAGACACUCUAUUAUUCUAUAUAGUGAGUCUGGUACCCAGGGUAGCGGAUCCUAAGUAGUAGCAGUUCUUCUUGACUGGGUGCGCAUUUUGUUUCAUUUUCUUCGAGGCUUAUCUUGCUAAUCUUUUGUUUGCAAAUAUUUUUAAAAAUGAGCAUUUUCCGGUGUUCUAGAGGGCGUUGUCACAACAAAUGUUCGCUCACACCCAUCUCAGCCAACCCACUUUUAGACUGGUGCGCGGUGCUUGAAGGUGUUUCUCGACUCGCACACUGAGAUACUUUAUACUGCCAACUAGUUGAAGAAGACAGUCAUCGAUCAUAAGUAUAGGAGAAACUACGGUUUUUACUGAUCUAUUUCAGAUUUGUUCUAAAUAUUAUGACUUAAGCCUGGGUUUUAAUUACAUUUAAAGACAGUUUAUUCGUUGUUAAGCGUCUGAAUUAGGUCCUCGAUGCUCUUUGAGGAAUAGGAUAUGUUAGUAUCAUCGGCGUACACGUUACUGUGCAGAUACUCAAGGCAAAUGGCACAUUAUUUACAUAGAUUAAAAAGAAUAUGUGCCUGAGCAAGAGCCUUGCAGGACGCCUAACUGAUGCUACAGAUUCUAGAUUCCGUCCCAUCAACCUUAUGCCUAUUGUUAAGGUAUGAUUCAUUUUAAGGGUCAUUUUGCUCCCAUUGAAUACCGCGUUAGUGAGAAAAAAUCAAAAAAUAAAUUUGCACUUUGCACUAAACAUUGCAAAAGUGCGAUGCAUUGUGUACCAGAAAUACAGAGUUACGAGCAGUCUUAGUGCAACUGUGUAAGAAGGAAGAACCGCAGGAUAGGCUGUCCGCCGGAUUCUGUGAAUCUUGCAAUGAGUAAUAAUACGAAAAUUUUAUUUACUCUGAUGAAGCCCUGUAUGCCGGGGCGAAAUAUUAGUAUUCCUUAAAUUUAAUUUAUUUUGAAAAUUUUAUCUCGUUACAUUGGAUUCUCGUCGUCGUAUUGCUUUGUUCCUGAAUAUCUUUAGUGCAACUGCUACCCCAAAUAUCACUUUAGGGUUUUCUGCUCCGAGAUCAAUCCAGUAUAGAGUAGCUAAGGAGGCAGGUAACCUAUGGCCCGCAGGCCAAAUCCGACCCAUUCAGAGAGUCUUUAGUAGCCCUACAUCUUUCAGAAUUGUCUUACAGAAUUACGUAAUUCUACUUAAAGGCAUUGAGUCAUGGUAAAUAGGCUUUCUCUAUAUGGGGUCAUUUGGUUUCGGCAUGAUCGCUGCUGUUUCAUGUGAUAUUGGCAUCCGUUGUUGACAACUUGCUAUUGAUGGAAACUGUUAUGUUAAUCAGUACGAGAUGAGUUCAUGUGACCAGUUCAAGGUCAACCAAUAGCAUCGCAGUCAUGGAAAUCAUGACUCAGCGGAUUUUGGCACUUUGGGUAUAUCCAGUCUAUUUAUCAUGACUCAAUGCCUUUAAGUCUUACGUAAUUUCGGUGACGUUCAAAUCUCACAGCGUUAGCUGAAAGUCACGCGCACUUAAUCUCUCUUGCCUUUUUUUGAUAUGUUCGUUUUGAAGAAAAGAAAUAUUUCUAACGCUCCAUAUUCAAAUUCACGAAAGCGUGCUGGCUUUCUAGCGAGUUAAUUAUGUACAUUCUGACAAGUAUUUAGUUUUGUAAUUUUAUAAAAAAAUAUCUUUAUAUAUUGAAGUUCUGGUCGGUUGGGGAUCCCUCAGUGAACCAUAGUAAAAUAUAUUAUUUUUCAUACCGAGUCAUUAUUUUCAUUUCUCAUUUGUUUUUAUUUAACGCAUGACAAAAAUACGGUUCUCUUAUGACGGAAUGACCGUAUUAUGAACAAACAUAUGGUAUUUUUUAGCAAAAUCCUGCGACAAGACACCAUACACCGUAGCUCGACAGUACUGAGUUUUAAUAUAAGAUUUUGAAAAAACAAUGCAAAGAAAACAGAGCGCAGGCGGUGCCCCUCGGAAAAUUCAAGUCCAAGCGGCAUGCACUUGAGAAUAAAAACAAGCUGAAGACAACAAAUGAGAACAAAGCCUAAGAAUGGCGAAGGGAAACACAAACGGUUUGCAGGUACUGCAUUGUUGAAGUCAGAAAUCACCCUGGAGCUAACAUGGAGGAUGAAAUUGGCUAUGUAAAACCAGCUGCAAGGAGAAAGCCAGACCCUGGGGCAAAAGCAUCGGCAGGUCUGUCAAGACUGGCAUUUAAGGACUCCAAAAAGAGACGGAAGGGCAAAGCGCCAAACAUAAACCUUCGAAAAUUGAUGCUUUAAAUUGUCCUUUUCGCAAGAACAUCAUCAAUUAUUUAUGUUUGAAUUGCUCGAAAUAAUAAACGUGAAAUAUGAACUGCGAAGAAAAAUCUAUUGCAGUUACAAAAAAGAAAUUUUGAAAUAAUCCACAACCAAAGACACAUCUUCAGUCCCUCAUGUUUGCUCCGAAAGAUCCGUCUGAAAAGUAAAGGAUGACAAAGGAUAAAUUCUUAUCCAGGGGCAAAUCACUGCAAGAUAUAUCAUAUUCUGCUGUAAAAAUCUUCUGAAAAUCUGAGAAAAGGAAUCCCGAUAUGACGAACCCCGGACAUAACGAACUUCCCGGUAUAACGAACUAAAUGUAUGGUCCCUUGGAUUCUGCCUAACAAACUCGUUAUAAAUUCUCUCUGUAUAACGAACCCCAGUUUUAAUGAACUCUUGUUAUUACGAACCAAUUUUUAGGCCCCUCUAUCACAACUUUUUGUUCAUUUAUUUUCGGUGUUCAUUUACCACUUUCUUGGGGGGAAAUCAUUUUUCAAUCGGCAAAACAUGCCAAUGAUACAUUCCAAGCACUGGCUGAUAGACUCAGUGUACGAGAUAAAAGUUUGUUUGCGUCAGAAAUUAUUACAAAUGGGUACUUGGACACUAACGAAUACCCUGUUUCAUAUAAGACAUUGGUAAUAAGUGACGACAAAACUUUAUUGAGAGACCCAGAUGGAGAAGCAGAAAAAGACGAAUAAGGAUGUGAAGUAAUAGAAGACAUCAUUCAUGCACCUACUAGGAGCAAAGUAAUACCAACUUUGCCAAUCUCUUUGUCCUAAAUUAUAAAGGAAAUAUUAAGAUUUUCGUUUUCAAUGACCAGCCAGUUGUAUCAUUUGAAGUUAGAUUGGUUUUUUAGAGUUAAAUGUGCACAGAGGCUAGAGAUAGCCUAAACAAGCCCACCGCAGGUUUUUUCAGGUGUGAACUGCGAAAGGACCCAAAAAAACCUUGUCUCUCAGUAUAACGAACUCCCGACAUAACCAACUAUUUUCUGGUUCCCUUCAGAGUUCGUUAUAUCGGGGUUCCACUGUAGUCUAAGAAAAUCCUCAAAAAUUUCCAAACCUCUAAGGUUUUGCAAAAAUGGUCCCAAAGCGUACAACUGAAUUCAAACCAUGACGUCAUAAAGUAAUAGUUUUAAUGAUUAUUAUGUUAGCAAAAAGUGAAGAUGAUCAUGUUUCAUCUUACAAAGGGUAAUUUUGUUGCUAAAAGUAGUCUGGUUUCAGCCACAUAUCCUAUGGCAAUCUAAAUCCUACCUGAAAAUACACAAUGAAAGAUUUGAAUAAUGUUCGAAAUCUUUAAAAAUUUUAAAAACCAAAAAGAUCUUCAAAAUCUGAGGAAAGUCUUCAAAAUCUUUAUAAGGUGUGAAACCUUUUAGAAUAUCUCGUACACUUUAUUGGAAGUGAUUGGCCCCUCGAUUCGUGUUAUAUUUAUACUCUUAAAUGGGGCAUUGUAGAUUUGUUAUAUUGCAUAAAUUAUUGACAUUUGUUUCUCUAUUUAUUAAGAUCCAUAAGACUCUUUUAGAGAGCCUUAACCUAUUGUUAAUGACCAAUUUGUUCACUGAAAUAGGUUUUAUGUGGUCACUAAUGAGGUAUUGAUCAUUUUUUUACUUUUAUCAGCUAAAAUUUAUCAUUAAAAUUUCACUUGUUCGCUUCGAUUAAUUCUGUUAUUACACU
Molecule: messenger RNA, 6908 nt
Organism: Rhopilema esculentum
Lineage: Eukaryota; Metazoa; Cnidaria; Scyphozoa; Rhizostomeae; Rhizostomatidae
Product: contactin-associated protein-like 2
Source: RefSeq, a predicted model, not a curated record